Penaeus chinensis is the source of this 1320-nucleotide messenger RNA. RefSeq names its product enoyl-[acyl-carrier-protein] reductase, mitochondrial-like. Gene Ontology annotation, cellular component: mitochondrion. Gene Ontology annotation, molecular function: trans-2-enoyl-CoA reductase (NADPH) activity. Lineage: Eukaryota; Metazoa; Arthropoda; Malacostraca; Decapoda; Penaeidae. The coding region runs from base 50 to 1135 and encodes 361 amino acids. The transcript has 6 exons. Gene Ontology annotation, biological process: fatty acid metabolic process. The record is from RefSeq and is a predicted model, not a curated record.
ACCAAUGACUUACCGAGUAAACAAACCGAUCCUGCCCUGAGUUCCCGGAAUGGCAGGAUUUCGCCUCAUUUGUCGGGCAAAAUCCCAGCAGUAUGGCUUUGUCAGGCAUAUUGCACGACAGUUUUCGAGUGUGAGUUCAUGCCUUGAGUACCACCAAUAUGGAGAUCCUCUGCAAGUGGUGAAGAAGAGUGAAAAAACUAUCCCUGAACUGAAGGAAAAUGAGGUCCUGGUGAAAAUGCUAGCUGCCACUGUGAAUCCCGCAGAUAUCAAUACCAUCCAGGGGGUUUAUGCUGUGAAGCCCCCACUGCCAAGCAUACCUGGCAAUGAAGGUGUAGGAAGAAUUGUUAAGGUUGGCAAUAGUGUAGCGGGUGACUUUAAGCCAGGAGACCAUGUCAUACCCAGGAUUAAUGCUUGGGGCACAUGGAGGGAUUAUGCUGUGGCAUCACACAAGGAGCUUAUAAAGAUUCCAUCUGAUGUAGAUGUAGCAACAGCUGCUACAAUAGCAGUCAAUCCAUGCACUGCCUAUCGUAUGUUAAAGGACUUUGUUCCUCUAAAGGAAGGUGAUACAAUCAUCCAGAAUGGCAGCAACUCAGCAGUAGGCCAGGCAGUCAUACAGAUAGCAGCUGCAUUUGGCUGGCGGACAGUGAAUGUUGUCCGUGAUCGCCCAACCAUUGAUGAAUUGAAGGAAAAGUUGACUAAACUUGGAGCAACUGUUGUGGUAACAGAGGAAGAAUUGAGAAAAAGUGAGGCAGUCCAAGCUCUCCCUAAACCUAGUUUAGCUCUAAACUGUGUCAGUGGUCGCAGUGGGACAGAGAUCUUGCGGCAGUUGUCACCCCAAGGUGUUAUGGUCACUUAUGGUGGAAUGUCAAGAAAACCUGUCACUGUUCCCGUUGGUUCCCUGAUCUUCUCAGAUGUGACUCUUAAGGGAUUUUGGAUGACCCGCUGGAAUAAGGACCAUUUUAGUCACCCAGAACGAGAGCAAAUGUUAGAGGAACUUUUUGACUUAGUGAAGCAGGGUAAGUUGUGUCCACCAGAUCAUGCAAUGGUCCCCUUUCAGGAUUAUAAAACUGCUUUAAAAGAUGCUAUGCCAAGUGAUGGUAUGGUUGGUAAAAAACAAAUACUGGUCUUUCCCUAGAUAAGAACAAUUGAUUUUGCUGUUCAAGAGAGUAAAAGAAAUAUUGACUGUUCUAAACCUGUAUACUGACUGGGUGUUCUAUUUGAAUAUAUGCUAUGUAUGGUUGAAUACAUUAAGUGGGGGUUAGCUGCUAAUAUCCUCAUGAUGUAUAUAAAGUUCUGGAAGCAAUAUAUUUAUUUUAUGAC